Corticium candelabrum is the source of this 843-nucleotide messenger RNA. Its product is annotated as serine/threonine-protein phosphatase 6 regulatory ankyrin repeat subunit A-like. The transcript is spliced from 2 exons. Gene Ontology annotation, molecular function: protein binding. The record is from RefSeq and is a predicted model, not a curated record. Gene Ontology annotation, biological process: intracellular signal transduction. The coding region runs from base 1 to 666 and encodes 221 amino acids. Lineage: Eukaryota; Metazoa; Porifera; Homoscleromorpha; Homosclerophorida; Plakinidae.
AUGGAAGACGCGAGGAUAGUAGACGCUGCUCGUAGUGGUCGUAUUGGCUUGGUGCAUAGCCUGCUGGAAGACGGAGUGUCCGUAAAUAGCAAGAACGCGACUGGAGAGACUGCCCUGCACGUCGCUUGUUUCUACAAUCGUUCAGACGUCUUGAACGUCUUACUCGAGGCGGGAGCGUCGGUCAAUGCCCUCACGCGUUCUCGUUAUACUCCAUUACAUUACGCUGCCGAUAGUGGCAGUCUGGAUGCUGAAGACUUGCGGUUGUUGUUGCUCGCGGGUUCUGUAGUGACUGCACGCGAUUCGCAGGGAAAUACACCUCUUCAUACGUCUGUCAGGAUGGGAAGAGUGAGUACGUUUAAGUUAUUAGCGGAGAAGGAGGCUCUGGAGUCUGUGAAGGAGUUGUCGGGAUGUACCAGGUUUUUGACUGAGGGGAAUAACGCCGGGGAAUCGCCGUUGUCGCUCGUUCAUAAGAGAUAUGGAGGGCGGGAACUUGCUUUGUGGACAGAAGAUUUGUUGCAAAGAAUAAGAGUGCAACGCAUGAGACUGAUCUAUGGUUGUCGGCAUGUCAUACGUCUUGCAAUAGGAGAAAAGAGAGUGAACUGCAUCGAUCAACUUCCUUUACCAAGCCAUCUCAAGGAAUUCCUUAGACACGGGGUAUUAGAAUGACAAAGUCGUGACGUGAAAAAAUUAUUUGAUAAUAUUAACAAUAUAACUCAAAAUGCAAAUAUUUCUACAGAAGAUUCUAUUUUCUAGUUAUAUGUUGAUGUAUGACUUUCUAUUAUUGUUAUGAUAUUGUUACUGCUGAUUUACACAAAAUGUAUUAAUUGCAUUAAAAGGUUAGAG